AUGAAGUUUGUCCUAUUUUUCUUGAUUUUCACGAUUUCAAUCUCAAAAUCGCUUGAAAUUGGCUCACUGGCUGAUUAUUCUGUAACAAAUUCAAAGUUUCCAAAUCCCCGAGAAUGUUAUGAAGAAAUUCGGAAUGCUUUUGAAGAAGUUGAGAAUGAUGCAGAAUUCGAAAAAUUGAUGAAAAGUCUGAAAUUGAUUCUGAAAAAAUGUAUGACGAAAGCAUCGUUGGGAAAUCGGCAAGUUCGGCGAGAUCAAAAGGAGAUAAGUCGAAAAAUUUUGGGAGCAAUUGAGUUGGAGCAAAACCUAACAAUUUGUGAUGGCAAUUUACAUCGAGAAAGGUAUUUCGAUUUCGAAAUUGAGAACUGUCUUCAAAGUCAAGCAUCGAAAACUGAAGAUUGUAAUUAUCCGUGGGGAAAAGGUGGAUGUGUUAUACCGUUGUGGAAGAAAUAUUGUGGAUUUGUGUUUUCAGAGGAAAAGUUGGAUUUGCUUUUGUUUUUGGAGAAAGAUCAGGCUAAAUGUGUUGAGAAGUAUCGUUCUAUUUUUUGA
Messenger RNA from Caenorhabditis angaria, 546 nucleotides. Lineage: Eukaryota; Metazoa; Nematoda; Chromadorea; Rhabditida; Rhabditidae. The record is from the annotation of a GenBank genome assembly.